AGCCCCGCCCCCGCCCCCCGCCCCUUCGCCGACGAGCGCAUCACUGGGCGCCUCAAUAGUCGAGCAGCGGAACAGCCAGCAGCAUGGAUUUCAUUCUAUCCGUCGCCGACGAGUACCUCCUGGACCGCGUCUGGGCCAGGCUCGUCCCCGUCUCCGCCUUCGUCCCCACCCCCGAGGCGUAUGCGGGGCUGAACAGCACGAUCGUGCCCUCCAAGUGGUCACAGCUCGUCUCGCACCUCCCCCACCCACCGCUACCCGAGGCGAACGCGUACGAUGUCGUCUCCGCCUGGCCGCGCGAAUAUGUCCCGCGCCAGAUGCUCUCGCUCACGGUGCUUACGCUAGUCGGCAUUCACUUGCUGUACUUUGCGUUCUCCUGGCUGUCGUACACCUUCAUCUUCGACAAGCGGAUGAUGCGCCAUCCGAGGUUCCUCAAGGACCAGGUUCGAUUGGAGAUCAUCACCAGUCUGAAGGCAUUCCCGGUGAUGAUGCUCCUCACGUUACCGUGGUUCCAGGCGGAGGUCAUGGGCUAUAGUCGGCUGUACGACGAUGUGUCGACAUAUGGAUGGCCAUACUUGAUAUUUUCGGUGGUCCUCUUCCUCGUCUUCACCGACUAUUGUAUAUACUGGAUACACCGCUGGCUGCACAUUCCGUGGCUGUACAAGCGGUUGCACAAGCCGCAUCACAAGUGGAUCGUUCCUACACCAUGGGCGUCGUUCGCUUUCCACCCACUUGACGGCUACCUCCAAUCAAUACCUUACCAUCUCUUCGUAUUCGUAUUCCCCUUCCAUCGAUUCGCCUACCUCGGACUCUUCGUUGCCGUCAAUUUCUGGACCAUCUUGAUCCACGACUCUGAUAUGAUCACCGGGCACCCGCUUGAGAACUUCAUCAACGGGCCCGCGCACCAUACCCUGCACCAUGUCUACUUUACCGUGAACUACGGGCAGUAUUUCACCUGGUCAGAUCGUCAGGGCGGCUCGUACAUGCACCCAGACCACAAGUUCGACCCAUUAUUACAGGUCAAGGACGAGAAGAAGGUGGAGUAAUGCGAUGUGGUGGUGUUGAUUGUAUGUGGUAAUGUACGGCCCGGCCACUAUGGUAUCUAGAGGGCUUUGGGCAGAAAUGCAAAAUUACAAUACUUACUUAGUCGAUCUUUGGUACUACUUAGAUGUUUUGGGUGACGCCGAAGUCAGCCUGAAAAACAGGAAGCCAGGGCGAAUGGCAAGGUUUGGCCCGUUGAUCAGCCGCGGUAACGUGACAUGCGUGCCGCGAAAUAGGACAGUCCUGAGGGCUAUCGAC
Schizophyllum commune H4-8 is the source of this 1296-nucleotide messenger RNA. RefSeq lists its product as uncharacterized. Gene Ontology annotation, molecular function: iron ion binding; oxidoreductase activity. NCBI's taxonomy places the organism in Eukaryota, Fungi, Basidiomycota, Agaricomycetes, Agaricales, Schizophyllaceae. The transcript has 4 exons. Bases 84 to 1043 code for a protein of 319 amino acids. The record is from RefSeq and is a predicted model, not a curated record. Gene Ontology annotation, biological process: lipid biosynthetic process.